Molecule: messenger RNA, 693 nt
Organism: Malaya genurostris
Lineage: Eukaryota; Metazoa; Arthropoda; Insecta; Diptera; Culicidae
Product: peritrophin-1-like
Exons: 2
Coding region: 87-512 (141 amino acids)
Cellular component (GO): extracellular region
Molecular function (GO): chitin binding
Source: RefSeq, a predicted model, not a curated record
UAAAUAACUCGAAGCACGAUACCAAAUCUGGCAGUUCAAUUCAGUUCGGGUCUUUCCAACAGACGUUGCGCGCUUGAGGUCUGAGAAUGAUAAAAUAUCUAUUACCGUUGUUAUUUUGUGGUCUGGUAGCGGCCGGUAGCAGCAGCUUUUGCCCAUCAGAGGGAAUCCGGAGAUUCUCCUUGCCAAGAUUGAAUACCCGGUACGUACAGUGCACCGAAGGGGUGCCCACUUUGAACGAAUGUGAACCCGGAACCGUGUUCGAUGCGAGCUUGGAAUUGUGCCUACCGCUUAUUUUGGUGGCAGGUGAUAGCGGCGCUCGAGUUGUGGAAUGUCCGGACCAGUCCGAUUCGGACGAAGUGAUCUACAUUCGGCAUCCGAAACGUUGCGAUGUGUACUUUAUGUGCACGAAGGGGGUACCGUACGAACAGCAGUGCCCCGAAGGAACCUACUUCAACCCGAACGUGAAUGUUUGCGACAAAGUGGAGAAUGUCGAAUGUGUGAUACAUUCUUGAAGCAGAAUUUAGUUUAAGAACUUUACUGUAUUGCAAAAAUAAUAAGUGAAAACUGUGGCAAUUAAUGUCACGCAAAAUCUUGUGAAUUGUUGUUUAGAUAUGAACUUUUCAGGAAUAAUCAUAAUUAGAAAAAGCAGCAAAAACCAAUGCAUUUUGGGUCAAUUAAAAUUGUGUUACUGAA